AUGGCCGCCAAUUCUCAGCCCGCAGGCGGUGGAGCUCCUCCGAAACCUUGGGAGCGUGCAGGGCCAUCAUCGUCUGGUCCAGCACCUUUCAAACCUCCGUCAGCUGGGAGCACCAGUGCUGUGGUUGAAGCAUCUGGUACUGCAAAACCAGGUGAAAUUGUUCCACCUGGCAAUAACAAUGCAGUGGCGAAUACAAACCCCAACCAACGGCCUGUACCAAACAGGCCGUGGCAGCCACAGACAACACAGUAUGGAGCAGGAGGGUAUGGUAUGAGUAAUUCUUAUGGAAUGGGAGGUGGAUACAGUAGCAGUUUGUAUGGAAACAACAUGUACAGAGGGGGAUAUGGUGGUUUAGGCGGUGGCGGAAUGUAUGGCGGUGGCGGAAUGUACGGCGGUGGUGGGAUGUAUGGUGGUAGCGGGAUGUAUGGUGGUUAUGGAAACCAAAUGGGUGGUGGGUAUGGAAUGGAUCCUUAUGGUCAGCAGCAGAAUCCUGACGAUGUUCCUUCUCCUCCUGGCUUCUGGAUUUCUUUCCUCCGUGUGAUGGCAGGUGCUGUGAAUUUCUUUGGACGAGUAGCAAUGCUGAUAGACCAGAAUACUCAGGCAUUCCACAUGUUCAUGAGCGCUCUUCUUCAGCUGUUUGAUCGGUCUGGAAUGUUAUAUGGCGAGCUAGCCAGAUUUGUUCUGAGAAUGCUCGGCUUGAAAACACCAAAAAAGGUCGACGGAACAGCACCUCAGGGGCAACAGAGGCAGCAACAGAACCAGGGUCCUAAAGCUGGCGGAGGAGGAUGGGACAAUGUGUGGGGAGACGAGAACAGCAGCUAA
Molecule: messenger RNA, 822 nt
Organism: Linum trigynum
Lineage: Eukaryota; Viridiplantae; Streptophyta; Magnoliopsida; Malpighiales; Linaceae
Source: the annotation of a GenBank genome assembly